Molecule: messenger RNA, 2129 nt
Organism: Pogonomyrmex barbatus (red harvester ant)
Lineage: Eukaryota; Metazoa; Arthropoda; Insecta; Hymenoptera; Formicidae
Biological process (GO): peptidyl-L-cysteine S-palmitoylation; protein targeting to membrane
Cellular component (GO): endoplasmic reticulum; Golgi apparatus
Molecular function (GO): protein-cysteine S-palmitoyltransferase activity
Source: RefSeq, a predicted model, not a curated record
AUUUAUGAGGAAUACCUGGAUGUGAAUAUUUUUCUGGCAAUAAUUGAUUACAAUAUUUUACACACUUGGAAUAUUGUGUAAUGUCUCUCAAUAAUAUAUUCUUUAGGAGGGAUUCCUAGUUAUAUAUAGAUACAUACAUUGAAAUAUUCUGGUGAAACAACAGAUGUUAUUUUGAAGAAUAAGCACAUUUUGAAAGAAAUUAUAUCCUAAUCACUGUCUAUUGAUCAUUAUAAAUUAUCAAAUUUGUUUCGAGGAUGAUAUUGACCUGUUAAAUUAAAUAAAAAUGAAAUCGAUAUGUAGAAGUGGAUUUAAGGUUAUGUUUAAGGAAUAUAAAUAGUAUAUUGUUGAGGAAAAUAUACUCUGUAAAAUGAAAAGAUUCUCGAAUAAAAAUUACGCCUACGAAUUGAAUUUAUAUAUCGUGCGAAAAUUAGAUUUAUAUAUUGUGUAUGCAAAGAGAAAGAAUCCUAGUGUAUAUUUAUCGUGAGGCAUGUCUCAGUCUCAGCAUAUAAAAACUUGCUUGAAGAUUGCUAAGCAAAUAUGUCCGCUAGCAACAUUAACAUGCACCGUAUUUGUUAUUGCAAUUACAAUCUACAUCCAUCAGAAAAUCUCGCUGGUCUUUGUCUUUCUUUGUAUGCAGGUGUACCUAAAUUGGUAUUCAAUAUAUAGCAUCAGUUGUAAAGCGAAUCCAAUGAAAGUAAAGGAUAUACAAAGCAAUUUAUGCAGUGUGGUCACCCAGCAGCGCAAAUUCGAGCAACCCAAUAGCGUACAACCACCAGCACACAACACAUCCUAUAAAUUUUGGCAUUGCGAGAGAUGUCAGAGUUACAUGUGCAAACCCACACAGCAUUGCAUCUUCUGUCGAAAGUGUUUUCAUUUCAAAGAUCAUCAUUGUUUCUUCUUAGGUGCCUGCGUUCUUCGUCAGAAUAUGGGCAACUUUAUAUUAUUUUGUUUCUACACGUCGCUCACAUGCCUGUAUUCCUUGUGUGUUCUGGGCCCAUAUAUGUACGAGAACAUUAAUCAUAUAGUGAAGAGCGACGCAGACUACUUCAACAUAUUCCUGAAUUUUUGCUUUCCCAUCGUCCUGGCGAGACUCCUGCAUUCUAAGGAUAGCUCGAGUAUAUUUCUAGUCACAAUAUUUGAUAUGCUAAUGUCAAUCCUGUGCAUCUGUUUGGUGCUCGGCAUUUGGAAGUUGCACAGCUGUCUGACUGGCAAGCAACGUUACGUCAAUCAUGUGACGGGAAAACAGAAUCUGAGAGAGAUCUUUGGAAGUUAUGGUCUAUCCAAUAUUAUCUUUCCAUAUAAUGGUCUCAUAGGCACGCGAGAUAUUAGUGGCAAAUAUGAACUAAAAGAAGUAUGAAGCUAGUUAAGUAAGCAAGGAAUUUGAUUUAAUAUAUUAUUUUAUUUAUUAUGUACAUAGAAAUAAAUACAGUAAUAUGUAUAUAUACAACAUAUUCAUACAGACUAUAAAACACAGAUACAAAUCCAUCCUACAUUAUCAAAUAUUCUGUAAUAUUAAUAAUUAAUUAAUAGAUAGUUAAAAAAAUAUAUCUUUAUUGGAAUUUGUAAUUUUUAAUGAAUUGUAAUAAAUUACAAUUUUUCUUUUUUUUAGAAUUCACAUACUUUGCAAUUUCACUAAAGGUGCACUUUUUUAUACAUUUGAACGUUCCUUUUCAAAAUUAAUGAAAAUAUCCGAAAUAUAAUGAAGAAAAAUUUACUUUUUAUUUUUGCUGUAUUCUAUUAUAUUGUUAUGUUCGCCUGCAAAUUACUGAGAAAAAACUGCAAAUAAUUUAAGAAAAUUAAAUAUGUAAAUGAUGACUUUCACACAAUACAAUUUAAAAAAAAACUACCUCAAUAACCUAACAAAAUCAACAUGAUGAUUUUUAUAAAUCAAUCACAAAAUUGCAAAAAUAUUGGUAAAUAAUUGGCACAAAGAACGUUCAAUUAUGAUUUAUUGCCACAUUUAUUUAAUAUUUUGCUUUGAUCAAAACAUCAAAAUCGCCAUGUAAAAAAUAUUAUAUUAACAUAUAUUAAUAUCUAUAUAAUUUAAUCUUAUCAAAAUGACAGAAUUACUAAAGUGACUGAGGAAUAACAAACAUAUGAAAAUGUUAAGAAAUAAAAAAAAAAAAAAA